This is a messenger RNA of Cetraspora pellucida, 765 nucleotides long. NCBI's taxonomy places the organism in Eukaryota, Fungi, Glomeromycota, Glomeromycetes, Diversisporales, Gigasporaceae. The record is from the annotation of a GenBank genome assembly.
AUGUCUAAGAAAACAUUAUCCAGUAUUCCAAAUGAAAUAAUUGAUAUUAUAUUUGAUAUAUUAUGUAUCAAUUGUAAAAGUACAGAAUAUUUUAUAUAUAUCCUUGUUUCACGUUUUUGGGCUAAAUAUUUUGUACCGAAAUUAUGGUCAAAUAUAACUCGUAAUUUUGAUGAAUCAAAUCCACAAUCUAUCAAAGCAUGGGAUCAAGUUUUGAAAUAUUCUUUAUAUUACGAUAAAUACAAUAAAGAUAAUUAUAUAAAACCACCAUUAUUUAAUUAUCUAAAAUAUAUAGAAGAAUUAAGUUUAUGUGCUGUAGAUUUAUAUUCUGAAAACAAGAAUAAUGAUUAUCUUUUUAUUAAAGAUAAUUGUAACAUAAUUAUAUGUAGAAAUAUAAUAAGAAAUUGCAAGAAAUUAAAAUAUCUUGAUAAUGGAUUUAUAUGGAUUAAUAAUAAAAAAUGGAAAGAAAAUAAAUUAGAUAUGUUAUUUACCAAGAUCGGAUCUAUGACUCAUGUUGUGAUAAGAGGAAAUGCCAAUCCACAAAUUAAAGAAAAAAUAUCUGCUGGACUACAAGUCAUGUUAAUUGAAUUUAAGAAUCCUGAUGAAGAACACACAAUCAAAACCUUUUUAAAAUCUAAUAAAAUGAUAUCUGAUAUUUAUGAGAUAACAUCAUUUCAACUUGAUAAUGAUUAUUUUAUAAAAGAGUCAAUUAAAUAUUUUAAAAAUAGUAUAAAAGAAAUAAUUCCUCAGUUAGAUGAAGUAGAAUAA